This is a messenger RNA of Paramecium sonneborni, 3084 nucleotides long. Lineage: Eukaryota; Ciliophora; Oligohymenophorea; Peniculida; Parameciidae. The record is from the annotation of a GenBank genome assembly.
AUGUUAUUGAAGACAACUUAAGGAAAUAUGUCAGUCUGGUCGAAUUUAAAAUCAUAAUCGAAUCUGUUGGUAUCAGCAGUAAAUGAUUAAUGGGGGUAAUUAAAUAAUUUAUAAGUAAAGUGCUUAAUUAUAAUUCAAUUCAUUUAACCUUGGAUAGAAGAACACGUCAACAUCUAUUAUAGGCACAAUUUCAUGUAAAGAUGCAGUAACAUGUUUGGCUUGGGAAAACUUUGCUUAAGAAACAUAUCCAAUGGGUUUAGUGGCUGCAGGAACAUCAGAAGGUUACGUGGCACUUUAUGAUGCAAAUUCUGCUAUUAAUUAGGAGGAAGAAAGUUGUGUUUCUAUUAUUGAUUAAUUGUAUGAAGGACCAGUGAGUGCAAUAGAAUUUAAUGAAUUCAAGCCAAAUUUAAUUGCAUUAGGAGGUCAAGAUGUCUUAGUAAUAAAUAAAUUAAUUAAUAAUUUAGAUAGCUGAUAUCAUUAAAGAUAUUUAAAAUCCAUAAGUAUUUGGUCCUGGAAAUCCUAAUUUACAUGAAGAUAGUUCAAUAACAGCUGUUUCUUGGAAUAAGAAAAUAUUACACAUUUUAGCAUCUGCAUCUUAGAAUGGUUUAACUGGAGUUUGGGAUUUAAGAAAUAAUAAACCAAUAUUUAGUUUUUAAGAUAGUAGUGCAAUUAGUAAUAAGAAAGUGAGUUUAUUAUGGAACCCUGAAAUUCCAACAUAAAUAGCGGUUGCAUAUGAUGAUGAAAGAGCACCAGAAUUAUAAAUUUGGGAUCUAAGAAAUCCAUAAGGACCAUCAAUAGUGUUUAGCUAAAUACAUAAAUCAGGUAUAAAUAGUUUAUCAUGGUGUCCAAAUGAUCAUUCUUUAUUAUUAACAGGUGGUAGGGAUGGAUAAGUAGUAUGUUGGAAUUAUAAGACUUAAUCAGUCGUAAGUUAAGAAUAAUUAGACUUUGAAAUAGCUGAUUUAAAAUGGAGUAAAAGAGUUACUUCAGUAUAUUCAAUAUCAAGUGUAGAUGGUCAAACAAGUAUCAGAAGUUUACCAUGUGGAAAAGAAGGAUAUGCUCCUAAAUGGUUGAAACCUCCUGUUGGAUCAGUAUAUGCUUUUGAUUAAAUGGCAGCAUUUAAAGAAAAUAAUUCAGCUAUUUAAGUCUAUUCUAUUAAUAAAUCAGAUCCUGAUAAUAUUUUUGAAAAUUUUAAUGCUUAUUGUUCUGUUGAUGCUGAAUAAAAUAGAAUUCAAUUUGAAAUCGAUAAAUAACAUGAUUAAUAAUAUGCUUAAUAUUGGAAAUUAUUAAAUGCAGUUUAAAAAGAAGAUAAGAAAGAAUAUUUAGCAACUUUAGGAUUUUCUGUUAAAGAGAUCACCUAAUAAACUGAAAAUUAUACUGGAAAAAGACAUUCAAAAAAGGAUGAUCAAAACAAAAAAAAGAAUUAAGCACCUUAAAGACCUGCUAUUGAUUUCGCAACUAUUACUGAUUAAGAUGCAGAUUCAUUUUUUAAUGAUUUAACUAAUCAAUCAAUUAGUAAAUAAUAAUAAACAAAUACAAGUAGAAAUUAAGAUGUAGAAAUCUUUUAAUCUGAAUAAGUAUCAAAAAAUACUAAUUGGAAUGUUGGAGUUGAAAAAAUUAUUAAAGAUAAUUUAAUUGUUGGUAAUUAUGAAGGAGCUAUAGAUUGUGCUUUAAAAUGCGGUAGAUCUGCAGAAGCAUUAUUAUUAGCAUAUUCUUAAAGUAAAGAAAUAUUUGAAUAAACUAUGAACACAUUUUUAACAACAUAAACAGAUUAUUUUUUAAAAAAUGUCUUAAAACAUAUCGUUCUUAAACACCCUGAUGAAAUUGCUAAAAAUUAUGAAUUAAAUGCAUGGAAAGAAUGUGCUGCUAUGGUUUUAAAUAGUGAUAAUACAGGGUAAUUUCAUAAAAUUAUGGAAUAAUUAGGUGAUAGAUUUAUUGCUGAAAGAAAAGAUGAGUUUAAUGCUCUUUAAUGUUUUAUAUUAGCAAUGAAUGGUGAAAAAUGUAUUAAAAUUCUUAUUAAUCAUAAUAAAUCAUUAAAAGAAUUAACAGAAACAAUUAAACUUUUGAUUGUAAUCUAAGAAUAUUCAUUAUAAGAAAGUGAAUUAUUUGAUCGUUAUUUUGAUAGUUUAAUCUUAUAAUUUGCAAAUUAUGCAAUUUAACAUAAUCAAUACUUAUCAGCGGCAUAUGCACUAAAUUUUUCAUCUCCAGAUUGUUAAAGAGCUUUAGAAUUAUUAGAUUUAUUAUAUAGAGGAAAUCAUAAAGAUAGAAAUAUAAUUCAGAAAAUAAUGGAGAAACCAUCGUUUCCAUUUAAACAUGAAUAAAUAAAAAUGGGAACAGUUAAAUAAUAAUCUGCAUAACCAGUUCAUGCUCCAAAUUAACCAGUAUCUAGACCAACAAGACCAGCUGUAAAUUAAAAUUAAGAGGAUCAUAAUGUUAGAUAGUAGAUUUAAUAAAAUUACAAUUAAAAUACAAAUGCAAAUGCAGCAGCUAUAAAUAAUCCAUUUGGUCCUAAUGUUGCUAAGACAGCAGAUGAACAGUAUAAAUAAUAAUAGAUUAUAUAGAGUACCUCCACCAUCCAGACGACCAGUUUAAAAACCUAAUCCUCCAGUAAAGGUUGCUCCUCCUCCAAAUUAAACUAAAAAAUAAGAAGCUUAAAAUUUAUAAGGACCACCAUUUCCAAAUGAGCCAUUUAGAUAAGAAUAAUAAUAGCCUUUAGUUGCUCCUCCUAUCUAACCUCCUCCAAAACAUCAUGUGGCUCCUCCUCCUCCUCCUCCCUAAUAAUAAUAAAUUUAAUCCAUUUAAUAACAAUAAUUUUAACCACCACUUCCUCAAUAGCCAUUUUAAUAAUAAUAACAUAAAUCUUAAAUUAAUUAAUAAUAAUAAUGGCAAUAAGAAUAAUAAUAAUAACAAUAAUAACAAUAAUAAUUACAAAAUUAAUAAUAAUCAUUCAAUCAAAGAACUUAACAAAAUCCUAUUUAAGAGAAUAAAUAAUAAACUUAAUAAAGUAAAGCAAUUCCUCCUCCUCCAGCUCCAUAAAGAAGAGGACCUCCUCCUCCUCCACCAAAGAAGUGAUGAAUAAUAUUUACC